UCAGCAGUCUCCGGUCGCUCUCGCCUCCCUUGCGCUACCGGCGGCCGCAGCCGCGCACUAACGCCGGCCUGGAGGAGCAGAGUGUUUAUUUCCAAGCGGGGCUCAAUGCUAGGUGCUACUGCUCACUGGUGAUGAGACAGAUGGAGGUCACCAACCUUGUGGACCAGAGCCCAGUGUCACAGACGUGGACCUCACUCUAGCCUGGUCAUGGCUUCCAGCUUCUCAGAUCUAAGGCUCCAGAGGAGGAAAUGAGUGUUCAGGGAUUUUGCUCCAGAUCGAUUACAGAAACUGAACCUUCAUAGGGUGCAGACUUAAGGAGGACAGGAAGGUUUCUCUCUUUGAAGGGCUUUAAGUUUGUAACAAAGAAAAUAAAAAUGACAACUUCAUCUAUUAGACGACAGAUGAAAAACAUUGUCAACAAUUACUCGGAGGCUGAAAUCAAAGUCCGGGAAGCCACCUCCAAUGAUCCGUGGGGCCCAUCCAGCUCUCUGAUGACCGAGAUUGCUGACCUGACCUACAAUGUGGUGGCCUUCUCAGAGAUCAUGAGCAUGGUGUGGAAACGGCUCAAUGACCACGGCAAGAACUGGCGGCACGUGUACAAGGCGCUGACGCUGCUGGACUACCUCAUCAAGACGGGCUCCGAGCGCGUGGCCCAGCAGUGCCGGGAGAACAUCUUUGCCAUCCAGACCCUCAAGGACUUCCAGUACAUCGACCGCGACGGCAAGGACCAGGGCAUCAAUGUGCGGGAGAAGUCAAAGCAGCUGGUAGCCCUCCUCAAGGACGAAGAGCGGCUGAAGGCUGAGAGGGCCCAGGCUCUCAAGACCAAAGAGCGAAUGGCCCAGGUCGCCACUGGCAUGAGCAGCAACCAGAUCACUUUUGGGCGUGGCUCCAGCCAGCCCAACCUCUCUACUAGCUACUCGGAGCAGGAGUACAGCAAGGCUGGGGGAUCUCCGGCCUCCUACCAUGGCUCACCCGAGGCCUCGCUGUGCCCCCAGCACCGCACAGGGGCCCCGCUGGGUCAGAGUGAGGAGCUGCAGCCGCUGAGCCAGCGCCACCCCUUCCUGCCGCCGCACCUGGGGCUGGCCUCCCGCCCAAAUGGCGACUGGUCCCAGCCCUGCCUCACUUGUGACCGCGCAGCCCGAGCCACCUCCCCGAGGGUGUCCUCUGAGCUGGAGCAAGCCCGGCCCCAGACUAGCGGAGAAGAAGAGCUUCAGCUGCAGCUGGCGCUUGCCAUGAGCAGAGAAGUGGCUGAGCAGGAAGAACGCCUCCGGCGAGGUGACGACCUCAGAUUGCAGAUGGCCCUGGAGGAAAGCCGAAGGGACACAGUUAAAGUUCCAAAGAAGAAAGAGCAUGGCUCCCACCCACAGCAGACCACUCUGUUGGAUUUAAUGGAUGCUCUUCCCAGCUCAGGCCCAGCUGCCCAGAAAGUGGAGCCCUGGGGCCCGUCAGCCUCAGCUAACCAGACCAACCCCUGGGGCGGGCCGGCAGCUCCUGAGAGCACUUCGGAUCCCUGGCCACCGUUUGGUGCCAAGCCAGCUGCCUCUGUUGACCCAUGGGGCGUGCCUCCCGGAGCCAGCACACAAUCUGUCCCUAAGAGCUCAGACCCCUGGGCAGCUUCACAACAGCCUGCCCCCAGUGGUGGGAGGGCAACUUCUGAUGCCUGGGGUGCAGUCUCUACCGCCAAGCCAGUGUCUGCCUCUGGGUCCUUGGAGCUCUUCAGUAAUCUGAAUGGUACAGUUAAAGACGAUUUUUCUGAAUUUGACAACCUCCGAACUUCAAAAAAAUCAGCAGAAUCUAUGGCUUCUAUUCCAUCCCAAAACAAUGGAACCACAAGCCCUGACCCCUUUGAGUCUCAACCCCUGACUGUUGCCUCAAGCAAGCCCAGCAGUGCCCGGAAAACACCUGAGUCCUUCUUGGGCCCCAACGCAGCCCUGGUGAACUUGGACUCACUGGUGACCAGACCUGCCCCACCAGCCCAGUCCCUCAAUCCCUUUCUGGCUCCAGGUGCAGCUGCCACCUCAGCCCCUGUCAACCCCUUCCAGGUGAACCAGCCCCAGCCGCUGACGCUGAAUCAGCUGCGGGGGAGUCCAGUCCUAGGGACCAGCACAUCCUUUGGGCCUGGCCCUGGGGUGGAGCCCAUGGCUAUGGCCUCCGUGACAUCCAUGGCCCCACAUCCAGCUCUGGGGGCCAGCGGUUCUUCUCUGACAACAAUGAACAUGGUGGGCAGUGUGGGCAUCCCCCCAUCGGCAGCUCAGGCCGCUGGCACAACCAACCCUUUCCUUCUCUAGUGCCCUGGGCCUGGGACCCACCCCUGAGCAGGCGCCAGGGCAAUUGUGCUAGAGGAUGCCGAGCAGGGGUCCUGGUUUGUGGGACGGGCCUGAGCGUUUGGGGUGGGAGGUGUUAGGGCCUUUCAGUUCCAGCUUCCUGAUAACAGAGUUGUCUUUACAGCCCUGACACUCAGAGUUAAGAGUAGCGCACAAGCCUUCUGAAACAGGCCCACUCACCUGCCCCAGCCUGGCCUGCUCUUACCACCUCCUCCCAAGCGUCAGGUCCUCUCAGGGCUCCUCUGAGGCCUUGGUGAGGAGGCAGAGUUGUCAGUGUGGCCCUUGCCCCAGCCCUAGGGAUGCCCCAGCAGUCCCAGUGUGGAUGGUGUGAAGCACUGGCUCCGUGAAACACUGACCGUUUGGGGACGUGGUUGUGCAUAUUUUAUUUUUCUUUGACUCGUGUGUGAGUUCAAAGUAAACGACACCACCGUGGACAACUCUUGAAUUAAAUCCACUAGAGUGAGCUUUAAACUAAUCUGAGCAUAACCCUGCCACGUGGCUUUAUGCUUGUAUACGUUUGCACAUAUUUUGUUUAGUACAGUUUCAUAUUUGAGUUUGCAGAAUUAUCUAAUAGUCUUUUUUUGGCUAAUAUUUUUAUAACGUGGUUCUUAUUUAACUGUCUAGUUUUGAUAGAAUUUACCAGGUCUGGCUGAAUUAAGAUAUUAGCACACAUCAUUUUAGUGGUUUAAAUCCUUUUAUUUAUGGUUUUAACUCUAAGAAAAGUUUAAAAAGAUGUUUGGAUGACAAGAAAAAAUGCCUUAUGGAAAAACUAAAGCAAAUUCUUUAUAGGAAAAAAUAUGGGAAUUUGAUUACACAUAAAAGAUGAUGUUUAUUUAAAAAAAAAAAAAACUACAACAGCAACAAAAAGUCUUAGCCUCCAGCUGCCUUUUCCUUUCUUUAACUCCCUUUUUUGAUGAAUUACUAAACUGAUUGACUUCAGCCUUUUUGGCUAGAUCCUGAGAGAGAGGCUGUUUUUCUUACUUAUACACCAACAUCUUCAGCAUUUAAAGAUAAAAAUCUAACGUAUGAACGUGACUCACAAAUUUUUAUCAACUAAUUCCUUUUGUUAAUUAAAGGCAUGCAGGGAUUAACAAGGACUUCUGUUUAUAACAGAAAUCUGAAAUAGAAGAAACAUCUUUAACCUUGCGUGUCUGUGCUGUCCUGUCUUAAUCCACACUCAGGUUAAAGAUGGGGAUAAUGUGGAAAGGGCAUUUGUCUCAAGGGUGGGGGGAUGCUGCUUCUAUGUCUGCAGCUCCCUGGGGAGCAGUCCCCAGGCUGAGACGAGGGGUGAGGGACCAGGGCUGGCCCUGAUCCACCUACCUGCUAAUUCUAGACGUUAUUUUUAAAUUGCAGACUUAAAAAUAGUCAUUUCUCAUUUUGGAGAUGUAGAAAAAAGUCAUUCUCACAAGAGAUAGAUUUUUUUUUUUAACAAACAUGCACUAAUAUUACCUCCUUUACCCAACCUCCUACUGUUCUCAUCCCACCCACCACUGAAAAAAAAGUAUUAAGUCACGAAGGCCAGAGAAGACUUGUUAGUCCCCAGGGAAGAGACGGUCCCCACCCUGUGUCUAGGUAGCUUGCCUACUGGGCAUUUCUGGCUCCUUUUCCACUGUGUGGACUUCUCACCUUCAGCUCCAAGGGCAGCCGACCACCUGCCAGCCCCUCUCCAAUUCCAGAAGGAGAUCUGACCCUUAACACUGGCACUGGGAAAUUUAAGACUUAAAAAUAGUCUCUGGGAUGCCAGGAGGACAUGCGUGGUCUGAGUGAAGAUUGACUACCUGUGAUGUCCCCAAGGCUGUCCUCUCUGGCCCCAGGAGCCACUCCUCCACCAGAACCAGAGGAUGCAGGAAGGUGCAGGAAGGCUGCUGCCAGAGGAAGGCGGGGGCCCGGUGGGGUGUGGGAUCAGGGUGCUCGCCCACGUAGGUGCUUUCCCUCCAAUGGUGCAGGGCCUGGACCAGCCUUACAGGUCAGCAGACCAGACUUGACUUCUUGGGGUCAGUGAUUCUUUUGUAACAGACAAGCACUCUUCCUAAUGAGACUUCAAGGCCCCACCAUGACAGCCCCGCUCCCUGGUCCUAGCACAGGCCAUCCUGAGUGCACGUCGUCCCUGUUGCCUGCUGCACUGAUCAUGAAGCCACUGGCCACUGCCAUUGUGUUCCCUCCUGACCGGCACCGCAAGGGAGGAAGUCACUGGGGCCGGCAGCUGGUUCUGAACUUGUGUUGACUGUUGAUACUUAUUUACUGUAUAAAUAUAAUUUAUCAUUUGUAUCAUGA
Molecule: messenger RNA, 4598 nt
Organism: Otolemur garnettii (small-eared galago)
Lineage: Eukaryota; Metazoa; Chordata; Mammalia; Primates; Galagidae
Gene: EPN2
Product: epsin 2
Exons: 11
Coding region: 375-2288 (637 amino acids)
Biological process (GO): endocytosis
Cellular component (GO): clathrin vesicle coat; endosome; plasma membrane
Molecular function (GO): phospholipid binding; clathrin binding
Source: RefSeq, a predicted model, not a curated record